AUGGACGCCUGGCUGCUGGCCAUCUUCGCGGCGGCGCUCAACUUCACGGCCGAGGUGCGCGGCACGGCGGACGGCCGGCGCUUCGGCUUCAACGACAACGGCACCUACACCGGCUCGCUGCGGGAGCUGGUGACGGGGCGCGCGGACGUGGCCUUCAACCAGCACUUCGUCAUGGACUACAACUCGGGCGCCGUGCUGCCGUCCGCCGCCGUGGACUUCGACGCGCUGUGCGUCGUGGUGCCGCUCGUCGGGAACGACGGCUCCCUCGUGGACCUGCUGCGCAGCGUCAGCGGCGGCGUGCUGCUCGUGUUCGCCCUCACCGCCGCCACCCUCAUCGCCGUCUACUGGCUCAUCAGCUGCCACGCGCCGCGGCGGCCUCACCUCCAGGACUCGUUCUUCUUCAUGUUCGCCGUGCUGUGCGGCGCCCCGGCCGUGCCCUUGCCGCGCGUCUGCUCGCAGCGCGUGCUCAUCGGCUUCUGCGCGCUCUACAGUGUGGUGGCCACCAACUCGUUCCAGAGCCUGGCGUCCACCGACAUGGCGGCCGGCCGCGGCGCCUCCAAGAUCUCCACCCUGGAGGAGCUGGACCGGUCCGGGCUGCGCACCAUCUCGGGCUCCGACUCGCUGCGCACCACCACCUUCCAGGGCGACAACCCCCUGCUGCGGCGGCUGCUGCCGAAGGUCUUCUUGGCCAAGGACGACGACGAGUACAAGCAGGUGACCAGCACCCACCAGGUGGCGUGGAUGAACCGGCGCAACUCGGCCAAACCGGCGGACUCGGCGUGGUACGUGCUGCCCGAGUGCCCCAGGCAGUACUUCCUGGCCUUCCUUCUGCCGCAGUCGUCGCCCUUCCUCGACCCGCUCAACAAGGUACUGUACCGCCUGCAGUCCGGCGGCGUGCUGCACUUCCUGCGCUCCAUGUCCUACGAGUUCCUCAUGAAGCGCGAGGCCGCGGCCAGCGCCAAGGGCGGCGGCGUGACGAUCCCCCUGCAGACCCUGCGGGUGCCGCUCCUCAUGCUGUGCGCCGGCUACUCUGCGGCCGUCAUCGCCGUCCUGGGCGAGAUCGCCGCGCACCGCCUGGCCAAACGUUCACCCACUGUGAAACCAAGUGUGGAGAACUCCACACUUGGACCCGAGCUUGGGCCACUGGAAUUUUCAGUCUGCGCACUUGGAAGUGCAGAGUUUGCAGUUUUCACACCUCAAGUGUGGAGUUGUCCACGUUUGCACCAUGCCGAGAGACAUGGGCUGUGUGAGCUUCUCCUUACUUGA
Thrips palmi is the source of this 1266-nucleotide messenger RNA. RefSeq lists its product as uncharacterized. The record is from RefSeq and is a predicted model, not a curated record. Lineage: Eukaryota; Metazoa; Arthropoda; Insecta; Thysanoptera; Thripidae. Bases 1 to 1266 code for a protein of 421 amino acids. The transcript has 6 exons.